This is a messenger RNA of Psylliodes chrysocephalus, 1373 nucleotides long. The record is from the annotation of a GenBank genome assembly. NCBI's taxonomy places the organism in Eukaryota, Metazoa, Arthropoda, Insecta, Coleoptera, Chrysomelidae.
UCUAACAAUAACAGUUCUCCAUGUACCAUUUUAUAUGCCGUUACUUUAUUUAUAUUAUAGAAACUUAUUUUGCAAAGUACGCCUAUGGAAUGUGACGUGAUAUGCCCAUUUUUACGGCACUCGGUUUUUUAAUGCCCGAUAAACUGUUCUAUCUGAAACCUGUCAUUUUUUUAUUAAGUCAUGUUACGUUUCCGAAAUAUGAUGCCGAUUCAAAGAACGGUUGCUGCAGCUGGGUAACUCCUGAAUCGUUUUUAAAGUAUAUAUUAAUAAAAGUAUGGGUGUGUUUAUUGGUCAUCCUUAUAAUAAUAUGAAGGUUAUAUAAGUGCUUUAUCACAUGCUUUCAGAAUCAUGGCGAAGGUUCCCACAAUCAAGUUCAAUAACGGAGUAACAUUCCCAGUCUAUGGUUUAGGUACAUGGAAAUCUAAACCUGGCGAGGUGACCCAAGCCGUGCAAGAUGCUAUCGACAUUGGAUACCGUCACUUCGAUUGCGCCCAUGUUUACGGCAAUGAGCCCGAAGUUGGUGUAGCUUUGAAAGCUAAGCUCGCCGAUGGAACCGUCAAACGUGAUGAAAUUUACGUCACCAGCAAACUUUGGAACACCAUGCACAGACCCGAUCUAGUCGAACCUGCUUUAAGAACCACAAUGAAAAACUUAUGUCUCCAAUAUUUGGACUUAUAUCUGAUCCAUUGGCCUUUCGCACUCAAGGAAGAUGGCGACCUUUUCCCAGUCAAUGCUGAUGGUAGUACAGCAUACAGUGAUGUAGACUAUCUCGAUACAUGGAGAGCAAUGGAAGAUUUAGUAAAGAAAAAACUUGUUAAAUCUAUUGGAAUUUCAAACUUUAACAAACGACAAACUGAACGCCUGCUUCAACACGCGUCAAUUAAACCAGUUACAAACCAAAUUGAAGUGCAUCCAUACCUUAACCAACAGAAAUUGAUUGAUUACCUUAAAUCCAAAGAUAUUGUAGUGACUGCGUACAGUCCCCUUGGAUCUCCCGACAGACCAUGGGCCAAACCUGGAGACCCACAAUUAUUGGACGAUCCCAAAAUCAAGCAAAUCGCUCAAAAAUACAACAAGACAGCCGCUCAAGUUAUAUUGAGGUACGGACUGCAAAGAGGACUCAUUGUCAUUCCCAAAUCGGUGACAAAAUCUAGAAUUGCAGAAAAUUUCAAGGUCUUUGACUUCAGUCUUUCCAAUGCUGAUAUGGCCUUGUUUAAUACUUUUGAUUGUAAAGGAAGAAUCUGCCCAUAUGACGAUGCAUACACACACAAGGACCACCCUUUCGUCAAUGAUGAAUAUUAAAAUUUAAAAAGUAGUGUAAAAGUAAAGUUUCUCUGUUAUUUUAACAUGAUAUAAAUAUAAAUAUAUUUUAC